Molecule: messenger RNA, 1890 nt
Organism: Panicum hallii
Lineage: Eukaryota; Viridiplantae; Streptophyta; Magnoliopsida; Poales; Poaceae
Product: FRIGIDA-like protein 3
Exons: 3
Coding region: 107-1642 (511 amino acids)
Source: RefSeq, a predicted model, not a curated record
UGUUCCACCUUUCGCCUCCACCCGUCCGCCGUCGGAGGAGGAAAUUGGGGGCUCCACCCGCAUCCGUCGUAGCACAAACCUCGAUAGGGUCUCGGACAUCGUAGCCAUGGCCGACGCCGCGCAAUCCAUCCCGGCCGCGAUCGCUUCCCUCCAGACCUACUCCACGGCCCUCUACGCCUUCACCGCCGCGUGGCGCUCCGUCGAGUCCCACGCCGCCGGCCUCGACUCCACCCUCGCCGCCCGCCUCGCCGGCUUCUCGGAGCUCGAACUGAUAUGCUCCGCGAUGGACGGUGCCGGGCUUCGCGCGCACCUCACCGAGCACAGGGACGAGCUCAAGGAGCCCGCGCGCGCCCUCGACGCCGCGCUCCUGGUGGCGCCCGAUCCGGGGCUUCUGGCCCUCUCCGCGGCCGCGGGUUUCUGCCGCGCCCCGCCGGAGGUGGCCAAGAGCGAUGGGGACAUCAAGGUGUCCUGCUGCCUGCUCAUCGGCCUGCUCGACCGGCUGCGCGCGAUUGGAGUGAAGCCGUCGCCGGAGGCGCGCGACGAGGCCAGAGCUGUCGCGGCGGACUGGAAACGAGGCAAGCGGAUCGGGCCGGAGGCGAUGUUUAAGCAGGAGAUGUUCGCAUUCCUGCUUCUCGUGGGGGUGUUUGGGCUGGUUGAAGAUGUGGGCGGAGCCAGCGAGGUGCUAGAUCUGAUCGUGUCGAUCGCGAGCCGGGAGCGCGCCGUCGAUGCGUUCGUUGGCCUUGGGCUCGACCUCGACCAGCAUAUGCCUGUUCUCAUUGAGAAAAUGAAACAAAAGAGUAAACAGCUUGAGGCGGUCAAAUUCAUUCAAGCUCUUAAUGUUGUGCACAAAUAUCCUUUGAUGCCUGUUCUGAGGUCGUACAUUAGUGCUGCUGCAUUAGCUGGGAAGAUGAUCCGCAUCAGGGGAGAUGAUCCUGCCUCUCAGAAUGCAGCUGAUGCAAAAGAGCGCAUGCUGCUCGGAACAUUGCAGAAGUUCAUUCAGGAACAUAAGCUAGAAGAACUGCCUAUUUUGGAAGAAGCCAACAAGCGAACGGCACAGUUGGACAAGCAAAGUGCAGAGAGAAAAAGAGCUGCUGCCGCAGCGGUGGCAGCUGCUCAACAAGUUAGCAAGAACAUUGAGGAGCAGCGGAAGAUACAGCAGCUGAUGCAGCCUGCUAAGAGAUCAAAGGUAGACAAUGUGGUGCUAGGUUCUUCAGGCCAGAAUGUCCAUUCAGCUGGAACUCCUAGUCAACAAUUUAUCCCGAGGCAGAGCAUCCAUACUGCUGUGGCACCAAAUCAGUACCAAGCUGCUUUAAACCCGAAUGUACUACCUGCCAUCACCCAGAUUUCGCAAGUAGUUACUGGGAAUCAUCGUCCAAUUGGCAUCCAAAGUCAGGUCCCUGUUGCGCCGGCUGUUCCGACUCAUUAUGGUGGCCCAGAUUAUGAAGUGACAUCCUCCAGGCCAUAUAGGUCCAGCACUCUAGCUCCUGGACCAAGUGCUUUGAAUGUUCCAAGUGGGCGUGCAUCGUCAAGGUCAAGGCUCUAUUCUGGAGAUCCCCUUGCGGCUGUCUCCCGAUCAUCAGGCAAGAAGGGUUCAUCUUACAACUAUUCCUUGUCCAAUAUGUCAACUUAUGAUCCUAAAUGAAGAGGAUUCGGUUUACCUGUAACCGGUGGACUAACCUUGGAAAUUUGGGUUCCAGAAUGAGCUCUGGUCCCUUUGUACAGCUAGGUUUACAGCUAGGUUUGUAUCUAUAGGAAAAUUUCUUUGACAAAGUCCAAUAAAUAUUUUAGGAAGUCAAACAUGGACUCUGGUCAUAAGGACAGACUGCCUUCGUGUUAUUCUAUCUUUAGAUUCAAACGAUCUUCUUGUGUUACACGGGAAUAGUUGUUUCA